Messenger RNA from Drosophila ananassae, 1772 nucleotides. RefSeq names its product scavenger receptor class B member 1. Gene Ontology annotation, cellular component: cytoplasm; membrane. Lineage: Eukaryota; Metazoa; Arthropoda; Insecta; Diptera; Drosophilidae. The record is from RefSeq and is a predicted model, not a curated record. The transcript is spliced from 4 exons. Gene Ontology annotation, molecular function: scavenger receptor activity. The coding region runs from base 105 to 1637 and encodes 510 amino acids.
AAGGCCUGGAUUUUCGACUCAAACGGAUCGCGUGUUUUCUGCCGAUCGGACGUGAAUCAGUCUAUUCAGUGCCACCUCCGUCCCCAGCAUCCAAAAAACCCAACAUGAAGUUCAUGCAGUGGGUGAAAGUAGUGCUCUGCCUGGUCCUCGGAGGACUCAGCACCUACCUGUUUGUGCUGUCCAUCGGGGUGGACUACCCUAUCCUGGUGGCGGAGCAGCACGUCCGCUUCCGCCAGGAGAUGCCCACCAUGGACAGCUGGAUAAACUCCCCGUUCGGGGUGUUGAAGAGCUUCGUCUUCAACGUGACCAAUGCCGCCGAGUUCGCUAGCGGCCGGGACAAGCGGCUGAAGAUCCAGGAGAUCGGGCCCAUCAGCUACAAGGUCGUGGGCUACAACGACAUCCUGGAGCGGAACGAGACGCACGUCACGUAUUCAAAGCACCGCUACCGUGUAGUGGAGUUCCUGCCCGAGGAGAGUGUGGCUCCCGAUGUGCUCACUUGGAAUAUUACGGCCGUGAACUCCGUACUCUUGGGGGCAGCCGCGAAGCUAAAGCCAAUGAUGCCCUUUGGCUACGAUCUCAUCCUUAUGAAUGAGAAGGAGUUCCUUACCAACACAAUCCACUGGUUCCUCUGGGAGCUGACGGGUGACUUUCUCAAAGGUGUCUCCAUGGUGUCUACGUUGUCCGCCAAUGUGGCGGUGCUGCACAAUGCUCUCAAGGACAAGGAGGAGGUCUACACGGUGAAGAUUGGACCGGAACAGGGUCUCGAGAACUUCUUCCGCGUCGAAACCCUCAAUGGCCAGCAGAUCAUCCGAGAGCAAUGGGAGCGUUUGCGCGAAUUCGACUCAUCCGAGUGCCCCUACAAUGUGACUGGAGCCCUGGACAACUCCCUGUACCCGCCCUUUGUACAGCCGGACACACCUCUGGAGAUCGUGGCCGCGGAGUCCUGCCGCGUCCUUCCCCUUACCUACGUGGGCACUGAGAAAUUCGAAGCCUUCGACACUUACCGCUUCACACUGCUGCAGGAGCACCAGAAGCCGCCGCCAUGUCUGGCCAAGAGCUUCGCCUACCAGCUGCCUGACGGCAUGUUCGACGUCUCUAAGUGUGUGAUAAACGGCGCCCCAUCGGCCUUCUCGAUGCCGCACUUCUACGGAAGCAGCUACAACUGGAGCGACCACUACGAGGGCUACACGCCCAACAUGGAAAAGCACCAGCCCUACAUCCUGCUGGAGCCCGUCACGGGCAUUCCGGUGUCGGAAAAGUACCGUUUCCAAUCCAACAUCCCAGUUCCGGAUCUCACUUUUGGCGGCCGCCUGAAGAAGUACAGUAACAUGAUGCUCCCCAGUUUCUGGUAUGAGUUUGAUAUGGGUGAGCUGCCGGGAUUCGUGAAGUGCCUUAUGUGGAUCAACGUGAACGUGGUGCCUCACAUGCAGCCCUGGUGCAUGGCGUUCCUGCUGCUUCUGGCCUUGUGGAGCGCCCUCAAGGCCAUCCGGGUGAUCUGGGGCGACCUCAGUUACGUGGAGUUCUACCGCAAGGUCUGCGGCGACGGCACCAGCAACGUCAUGCUUGAGACGAAGUUCCAGCCCACCACCCCCGUCCCUGCGCCACCCGGGCAGCUCAGCGAUCUGGCUGUCAAAUAGUGCCUGUCUGGCGGAAUAGUUCCUAGACCAGACCGUGUAUAUACUUAUGUAUGACAUAGACUUAGGCUAGAAGGUGCCACUACUGCCGAUGCACUAUCAGCGGAGUGGUUGCGUAAUAUACGAUUAAGUUGAAAA